Messenger RNA from Aspergillus japonicus CBS 114.51, 1050 nucleotides. RefSeq names its product transcriptional regulator SPT3. Gene Ontology annotation, biological process: transcription by RNA polymerase II. The transcript has 2 exons. Gene Ontology annotation, molecular function: transcription coregulator activity; protein heterodimerization activity. The coding region runs from base 1 to 1050 and encodes 349 amino acids. NCBI's taxonomy places the organism in Eukaryota, Fungi, Ascomycota, Eurotiomycetes, Eurotiales, Aspergillaceae. Gene Ontology annotation, cellular component: SAGA complex. The record is from RefSeq and is a predicted model, not a curated record.
AUGUUUGCUCUCCCAGGAGGAUUUCCACCUGGCUUGGAGUAUGAACCGGAGGAUGCGGAUGUCGAGAGCGAAGAGCAGUUCAGAGAUCGCUUGACUAACACUUGGCGCCAGAUGAUGUUCGUCUCUGGGGAAACUGCUGAACCCUCGGUUGAAACGACUACUCUCAUCGAGGAGAUUGUUCGCCAACAAGUUGUCGAAAUUCUUGCUAGAAGCACCGCUCUAGCAACCCGCCGCGGCGUACGCUCGAUCUCGACCGAUGAUCUGAUAUUUUUGAUUCGUCACGAUAAGGCCAAGGUAUCUCGCCUGAAAACCUUCCUCUCAUGGAAAGACGUUCGGAAGAACGUCAAAGACUCAGACGACAAGGGCGGUGCCGAUGCGGCCGACUUCGCCGCCGCCGACGAUCCCAUCGCCGGAGGCGUUGUGGCUGGACCCCAGGACGUUGCGUCGAAGCCGAAGAACAAGCGGGCCCGUGUCGGUCUCGCUUGGGACGUGAACAGCUUCUAUUCCGUGCAGGUUCCCGAGCGCGAGGAUGAAGAAGACGAGGAAGAGGAAGAGCAGAACUACGCCACCCUGCAGCGCCUUGCCGCUGCCGACGAACGCACCAAGCACAUGACGAGGGAAGAAUAUGUGUUCUGGUCGGAAUGCCGUCAGGCGUCCUUCACUUACCGCAAAAGCAAGCGAUUCCGGGAGUGGGCCGGGUUCGGAAUCGUAACGGAGUCGAAACCUAACGAUGAUAUUGUCGACAUCCUCGGGUUCCUGACCUUCGAGAUAGUGCAAACACUGACCGAGGAGGCCCUCAAGGUAAAGGAACGGGAGGAUCGAGAGAAGAACCGUCGUGGCGGCGCAGAUAAUGGCGAGGAUUCCAAGAAACGUAAGCGCGAGACCGGACUUUUCGAUCCCCCCGAGGAGGGCCGCACCCCUGUCGAACCCAAGCAUAUUCGCGAAGCCUAUCGCAAACUACAGGCGACUCCCAAUAAGAAUAUCGCCAUGUUGCUACACAACGGUCGUGUGCCGGCCCGGAUGCCAUUACGAUUAGUAAGUAGUGUCUAG